Cuscuta epithymum is the source of this 3235-nucleotide messenger RNA. Lineage: Eukaryota; Viridiplantae; Streptophyta; Magnoliopsida; Solanales; Convolvulaceae. The record is from the annotation of a GenBank genome assembly.
CAUGGAAUUCAUAUGAGUGAAUUGCAAAAUUUCAUCAAAGUCCCGUCACGCGUGAAAACUCAUUCCAGUCGUUCUAAAAUGUCACGAACAAUUUAUAUUCCCUUAAAAUUGCUCUUUGAGCUUCUCGGCCUUGGAGAAGUGAUAAUAGGUGAGGUGUAAUCUACAAAUGGCGGAAGUCUCACUCUCACUGCGUUAGAAGAUCUCAGUCCAGCAAACACUGGAGUGUGGUCUCUCCAUCCCCUCGCGCGUCAAUAGUUCGCCUGUUAACCUUCCGCCAUCUCUUUCGACUUCCAAUCUUCACACACCCAUCAAGCAAACAGGGUUCGUCUGUUUCGCGCGACUUUGAAUUUAGGGUUUCUGUGGAAUUUCAGCUGCCGCCGGUUCUCUAGCCAAUGGAUGCCGCGGCUGGGGCUGUUGCUGCACGCGGAGCCGGCAUCCCUCUUCCAGUUUCCUCACCCCAGGCUUCUCGCAAGGAAUGGCGCGCUGUACCUGAACAAUCGCUGAGGAACUCUACUAGCGAGAUUGAUCGUUCAAAGUUAGGGCAGUCCGACGAGAGAUUGAUAUACGAGCACGGGAGAGAACCUGCGGAUGUGGACUUCUGCUCAGUCGCCAUUGAUGGAAGCCCGGACAGUGAUCUUCUGCAGCAGAGGCUUCAUACUGUUGCCAAACAAAGAGAUGAGUUGCAGCAGAUGGAGAUUGAGCUCCAGGCUCAAAUCAUUACUAGGUCACAGAUUAUGGAACUGCGUAAAGUUUUUGAGGCUGAAGUCAAAGAGCAGGCAAAUGCCAAUAUGAAAUAUCAGGAGCAACUGCGUGAAAGGGACCAGAAGAUAUUUGAGUUGGAAAGAAGAAUGGAAGAGAAAGAGAGAGAGUUGCAGGCUGUAAGAUUGGACAAUGAAGCGGCUUGGGCUAAAGAGGAUCUACUGAGAGAACAAAACAAAGAAUUGCAAACGUAUAGGUACCAUAUGAGAGAGAGGGACAACUCUGAAGCUGAAAGAGCUCAGAAUAUUAAACAAAUUCACGAACUACAGGAGCAUAUUCAAGAAAAAGAACGUCAAUUCAUGGAACUGCAGGAACAGAACAGAAUUGCUAAGGAAACCAUGAGUUACAAAGAUGAACAGAUGCGGGAGGCCCAAGCUUGGAUGAGUCGUGCUCAGGAUUUCAUUGCAUUGCAGCAAGCUGAACUGCGUGAACGGGCAGAGCAGUAUAAUCAGCUAUGGCUUGGUUCUCAGAGACAGUUUGGCGAGAUGGAACAUAUGCACCUGCAUUUGCAGCAGCUCCAAAUAGAACUAACAGAGGUAAAAGAAAGAAAUGGCCCUUCCACAGAUUGUUCCCAAGCCUCAAAGGAAACUGCAAAAGAUACUUCACAGCAUGGGCUGGAAAAAGGAAACGAACAUAAUGAAAGUGCUAGUAAUGGGGUUUCUCCUGCAAACUCUGGACAUGUGCCAAAUGGAAAUGCUGAAACUGCCCUGCCGUUGUCUUCUUUUGGGAAUCUGUCAACUCAGAAUGAUGCCCAUGGUGUUCCCCUUGCUCCUUCCUCUUUACUUGGGAUGCCUACUUUCAUUCAACCAGGUCAAAUUGCAGAACCGCAUCCAUAUUUAGUGCAUCAACAGGGAGUCCCUUCUUCAAUACCUACACAGAUUCCUCAGCCUCAUCAUCUUGGGCAUUUCCACUCUGUACCUGCAGUACCGUCUUUCCAACACUGGCCCAAUCAACAGGUUUCAUCAGAGGAUGCCUCGCUGAUGUCUGUUCACAGUCAAUAUCAUCUCCAAACAGAAUCAGUGUUGCUGACACCAGAUUCAAAUUUCGAAUAUGAAGCAUCUAUAAAUGGAAAAGUGCCUCUUCUAGAAAUUGAACCGAAGGCUUCUUUUGGGGCUUCAAAUGAAUUGGGGCAACAGUUUGUAGGUGAAAAUUGCAUCCCUAGUCUCCAAACCCAGCAGCAUACAUUGCAGCAUAUCUCUACACAGUUUCAUGAUGCAUUGAGGCUUGAUCAGCAUGAACACAGUAAUGAGUUUCAGGGGAAAGAUUUAAGUACUUCGGAUAAUCAUGGGGUAAAGUCAGGAGGGGUUGUUAUAACUAGAGAAGUUAGCUCUGCUAGUGAUAAUAAAAAGUCAUCACCAGAAGUUCCAGAUCAGACUAGUCAUUUAAAUGACAAAGUAACAGAUGCCACCCAGAGUAAUGCUGCUGGUGUGCCUGAAAGAUUGAUUUGCGGGGGUCAGAAAAAUGCACAUGCAGUUGCUGGGAAAGCAGCUGAACCUGAUAACCUACUCGGGGAACAAGCACUACUGGCAUGCAUAGUUCGCACAAUUCCACCUGGUUCUAGUGGUAGAAUUAGAAUUAGCACAACGCUCCCAAAUAGGCUGGGGAAAAUGCUUUCUCCCUUACAUUGGCAUGAUUACAAGAAGAAAUUUGGGAAACUUGAUGACUUUGUAGCCAGCCAUCCUGAACUAUUUGUGAUUGAUGAAGACUACAUCCAGCUCCGAGAAGGUGCUCAAGAAAUCAUAGCAGCCACAUCAGCCGCAGCCAAAGUUGCUGCCGCCGCAGCUGCAGCUGCCGCCACAUCAUCAUACUACCCUUCGCAUCUGCCUUCCGUUGCUGUCACUCCAAUGGCUCCUUCACAGAGGAUGAAGAUUUUAAUGAAACCAAAAAAUUCGGCAGAUCUGAGUGCUUCUAGGUCUAGUAACGGUUCAUCUUCAGUACAAUUCUCUACGAGUGAAGGAAUUAAUGAUGACAAAAACGAUAUUUCUCCCAGAAAGGGCUCAUCGUCAUGGAAACCUGCUUCAAAUUUAGCUGGCAAACAGCAAGAAAGGAACAGCCGGUUUCCAUCAAGCUCUAGAAGAUAGUUCCUUUUCCUUGGAGGGGAUCUUUCUGAGGACAGCUUCAAAUUAAGCUGUUGAAUUUCUGGAGAAUGAAGUUGUGCGAUGUAUAAUACACUUAGAAAUCAGAGUGUGCAGAUCAAUAUCGUUAUUAUCAUGAUGAUUGGAAAAAAAUCUAUCUUGAGUUUUUUCAGGGAUUUUCUCCCCCCUCCCCUAUCUCUUUUGUCCCGUUACAGCCGGCUGAGUAGCAUUGACAACCUAUGUAAACUGGUGCCUUUUGGGGAAUUAUUAUUAAACUAAUCGCAUGGCUCAUCUUGUUAGAAUGUUUUUUCACAGCAAAGUUACUUCUCAACUAAUUAAUGAGAAUACACCUAAAAGUUGCAGCUUUUACGCAAUCUUUGCUUAGUUGCAGAUUAGAUCUC